Gongylonema pulchrum is the source of this 324-nucleotide messenger RNA. The record is from the annotation of a GenBank genome assembly. NCBI's taxonomy places the organism in Eukaryota, Metazoa, Nematoda, Chromadorea, Rhabditida, Gongylonematidae.
AUGAAAUCACUCGGAAAGAAUGACAAUGCGCAUGGCGAAGGCGUUACCUACCGACUUAAACAACGGAGAAUAAGAUGUCUUGAUAUGAUUACGAUGUGGGAAUUCAGCAAAUCUCAGAAGUCCAUACAUGAAUGGAAGCGCAGUAAUGCGGCAGUGUUGAGCAGUCAUCUAUGCGAAUGUCGAUUCAAUGUUGUGGAUAAAUUUGACCGUAAUCGAGCCGCAUUAUUAUCGCCCGAAAAGCAAGACUUCUCGACAACUGUACGUCGUCUUGGUGAAAGAAAUCAGUGCCGUACUCAUCAAAUCUUACAGUCUAUUAACCACUAA